Mesorhabditis belari is the source of this 1422-nucleotide messenger RNA. The record is from the annotation of a GenBank genome assembly. NCBI's taxonomy places the organism in Eukaryota, Metazoa, Nematoda, Chromadorea, Rhabditida, Rhabditidae.
AUGGACAGCCAGCAUGUCAACGGGUCGGCCUGCAAAACGAUAAAAGUGAUGGUGUCAGAACGGCGGGUGAAGCGCUCAGCGUUGAGCUACGAGAACCGAUCGGAGCGUUUCCUCAUUGGUGCAGCGGAUAUGGGAAGCGGAUGGCAUCAACGGCAAUACUUCCACUUGUACGAAGCUCGAGUGAAAGCAGUUCGUGAAAGAAUUCUUCAGAACGCUCAACGAAUGCUUUCAAAGAAUAUCAAGAUUUCAUCACUGGAAAAUGUUGCUGAAGAGGUCGAUUCACAAUCGACGACUGCUACUGAUGUUCUGGUUGUUGGAACAAUUGAGAAACGAAUCCGAGCUCGGCCCUCGGUUUUGAAGACCAUGGCGGAUGACGAUCUUAAAAUGGAUGACAGUGAGGAGGAUGGCGGAAAUGGGAUCGACUCGGAGGUGCCAACUCUCAUCGGAAACAAGGAUUUUCUCGAGUUUGAAGACGAUAAGCAAAUUUUGACGGGUAAUAUUAACAUGGACUCUGUGGCGACUGGGUGCACUUGCGGAUUGUUUGGGCGUCAGGUUAGUGGCGGUGUUUUUGAAGUGAAACAAGUUGUCUGGCCGAUGCCCGCUCCACAAAGACCGCUUCCAACUUUUGAUUCAGAACCAAUGAUUGCUUUUCUUUCCGGUAUCAACGUUUGUGGAAAUCCGCAACAAGACGCGAAUGCCUUGUCUGGAUUGACUCUCUUUACACAAUGGGCCGGUGGACAAAUGGGAAUUGAGACUGACAAAGCUGCUCAUGUAUGCCGAGUAGUGAUUACUGGAGAAAGCAUAAAUGUUGCAAGUCAAGCAGUCGAAUUUGCAAACAAGGCUGCCUAUUUGAUUCGACACGAAGAGGCACCGAAUGUCGGCUGUGCGAAAGUUUUAGACGAACACAUUGCACGAUUGACGACUUUGAUGCCAGUUGAUUUGAUGCCUGGAGAUGGUGAUCCUACAGUGGCCCUUCACCCACAACGACCAAUUCAUAAAACCGUUCUGCCGAUGGCUGGUUUAAAUGGUGGGACGCUUAAUUUGACGACGAAUCCUUACGAAUUCAGCCUUGGUGAACUCGACUUUUGUGUACUCUCUGGUCAGACAAUCACCGAUUUGCGACGUCUUUCAACAAUCAAUUCGGCGUCUAAAUUGAUGACUCAUAUGCUCACCUGGCAACAUCUAGCGCCAACUUGUCCUGAUACGGUUGAUGGUUUUCCGUUAAUUGAUCGGGAUCCUUUUGUGAUCGAACGGUUCCCACAUGUGAUGGUUGUUGGAAAUCAGCCAAAAGCUGAGGUUGAUGUGUUCGAGUCGGCUGGUCGUCGUUGUGUUCUCAUUUCACUUCCGCGUUUCUCUCGAUCACAAAUCGUCGCUCUUCUUAAUCUUCGCACACUCAAAGUUGAAUGGAAACAAUUUACAGUU